AUGAGUACAUUAUUGGCCGCCCUUCUAUUGCUCUUUGUGGCUCUUGCCGCCACGGCUGCUUUGGAAGAUUCGAAGCUGCCCGAAGACAGAGCCGCCAAUGCAACCGGCAUCGAGUCCAGUGGGAAUAACACCACCCACAAGGAGGAUACCUUCGCUGAUAUGAUCGAUCGCGCUCUUGAGAAGGAGUUCACGGAGAAUGAGGAUCAGAACCAAGCAAAUGAUGCUGGGAGCUUCAACAAUAGUGUUGCUGAGCAGCAGGCUGUCUUGGAAACUGUAGCUAGAAUGAAGUCUAAGAAAAAUGAGACAAAGGAGGAAAAGUCCUUUAAACUUCAUCAAGUCUUCAAUCUGGACAAUGACAAUGGGGCCGAAGAGAUUCCGACAUUAAUUGAUAGAAAGGAUAAUGUGUUUAUUAUAUCAAAUUUCAAAUCCAAAUACCCAGUGCUGCAGUUAGACUUGAGGCUCAUAUCGGAUCUGGUUGUUGUUAUUGUCUCUGCAACAUGUGGUGGUAUUGCGUUUGCUUGUGCUGGACAACCGGUUAUUACCGGAUACUUACUAGCAGGAUCAGUUGUAGGACCUGGAGGUUUUAAUGUUAUCAGUGAAAUGGUGCAAGUUGAAACAGUAGCUCAGUUCGGAGUGAUUUUCCUGCUCUUUGCGCUGGGCCUGGAAUUCUCCACAACAAAGCUUAGAGUUGUUCGUGCAGUUGCUGUUCUUGGAGGGUUACUCCAAAUUCUCCUUUUUAUGUGUUUGUGUGGAAUUAUAGCUUCGUUAUGUGGUGGUAGAUCUUCUGAGGGUGUAUUUGUUGGUGCCUUCCUCUCAAUGUCCUCUACAGCAGUGGUAUACAAGUUUUUGAUGGAGAAGAACAGUACUAAUGCGCUUCAUGGUCAGGUGACUAUUGGCACUCUGAUUUUACAGGACUGUGCUGUGGGGCUAUUGUUUGCUCUACUUCCAGUUCUGGGUGGAACUUCUGGUAUUAUGCAAGGCGUAAUGUCCAUGACAAAAUCGUUGGUGGUGUUGAUUGCUUUCUUGGCAGUAUUAACGAUAUUGUCACGCACAUGUGUACCCUGGUGCCUAAAACUUAUGAUAAGCUUGUCAUCCCAGACUAAUGAGCUUUAUCAAUUGGCGUCAGUAGCUUUUUGCUUACUCGUAGCCUGGUGUAGUGACAAGCUCGGUCUUAGUUUAGAGUUGGGUUCAUUUGCUGCUGGAGUUAUGAUAGCAACGACUGAUCUUGCUCAACACACGCUUGAACAAGUUGAACCUAUUCGCAACAUGUUUGCAGCUCUCUUUUUGGCUAGCAUUGGGAUGCUGAUCCAUGUUCAUUUUCUGUGGAACCAUGUUGAUAUCUUGCUUGCAUCAGUUAUAUUAGUGGUUGUCGUUAAGACACUUGUAAUUUCUGGAGUUGUCAAGGGCUUCGGCUACAACAAUAAAACUUCACUUCUUGUUGGAAUGUCUUUGGCACAAAUAGGGGAAUUUGCCUUUGUACUGCUUAGUCGUGCCUCAAAUCUUCAUCUUGUUGAGGGGAAAGUGUACCUGCUACUUCUUGGAACGACAGCUCUCAGUCUGGUAACCACCCCAUUGCUUUUCAAGUUAAUACCAGCAGUUUUGCACCUUGGCAUAUUGUUACGUUGGUUCUCGCCCGACAUUCCAACUGAGCUUGGAUUUAAAGGAGAUGGUCUGAGAUCGGAGAGUACUAAGCAGAGAAUCGGUUUGAUAUCCAAGGAUCUUUUGAUACACGAAGGAUGA
This is a messenger RNA of Striga hermonthica, 1740 nucleotides long. Lineage: Eukaryota; Viridiplantae; Streptophyta; Magnoliopsida; Lamiales; Orobanchaceae. The record is from the annotation of a GenBank genome assembly.